AUAGACAUCCUAAUAUGCGAUGUUUGCGGUGCCUGCUGCCAUGUUCUAGCCAAAAUCGCCAAAGUUCCAAUUGUGGUGGAUUAUAGCUCAUUGGGAUUUCUUGAUCCCAUUGUAUCGUCCGUUCAUAGGAUACCUAACCCAUUAGCAUAUAUACCGCAAAUGGGAACAGAUUACCCAACCUUAAUGACAUUUUCUCAGCGCUUAUCCAAUUUCUUAGGUUAUGUUGUCAUUAUCUUAUUUAAAGACUACGUAAUGGCGCCUCCUUUUAACGAAAUAUUGCAUCAACAUGGCAUAGUAAAUCAAGAUAUCUACAUUGAUCGAUCUCCUGCUCAUAUAUUACUUGUGGCGUCUGAUUUUGCAAUUGAAUUCCCCCGACCUAUUACACCUGGAGUUAAAAUGAUUGGACCAGUUACCGUACAAUCACCUCAACCUUUACCUCAAGAUAUUGAAAAUUUUAUCAACUCCAAUAGCAAUGGUUUCAUCUUUGUUUCAUUUGGUACAGUUGCAGUCGCUUUAAAUGCCAUCACUGACAUUGAUGAGAUGGCUAAAGGCCUGGGACAAUUACCAUAUAAUGUUUUGUGGAAAUACACUGGAUCACCCAUCAAAAAUUUACCUACUAAUAUUAAAACUGUAAAUUGGGCUCCCCAGAAUGAUGUCUUGGGCCAUGCAAAAAUUAAAGCAUUUGUAUCUCAUUGUGGAAUGAAUAGUGUACUCGAAGCUGCUUAUCAUGGUGUGCCAGUAAUUGCUGUACCAUUAAUGUACGAUCAAUCCAACAAUGCACAAAAACUUGCUGUUGCAGGAAUGAGUAAAAUCAUCAAUUUCCGAUAUUUAAAUGCAAAAUCCAUUAAACAAAUUAUUAAUGAUGUUGUUAGCGAUCCUACUUACGCUAAAAAUGCUAAAAGGGUUUCAAGUAUUAUGAAAGAUCGCCCAAGUAGGAGAAAGCCUAUUCAAGAAGCUGCAGACUGGAUUGAGUAUGCACUUCGAUUUGAUGGAUGUGAACAUUUACGCAGCCAAGAAAUGAAUAUGCCUUUCUAUCAACGAUAUUUACUUGACGUUAUUGGAUUUAUCGCUCUCACUAUAUACAUCAUCUAUCGGAUAAUGAGGAUAAGCUGCGGCUUUCUAUGUAAACGUUGUUGUGCUAAGAAAACGAAACAAGACUAA
Trichoplax adhaerens is the source of this 1161-nucleotide messenger RNA. RefSeq lists its product as uncharacterized. Gene Ontology annotation, molecular function: UDP-glycosyltransferase activity. Lineage: Eukaryota; Metazoa; Placozoa; Uniplacotomia; Trichoplacea; Trichoplacidae. The record is from RefSeq and is a predicted model, not a curated record. The annotation marks the transcript as partial. The transcript has a single exon.